This is a messenger RNA of Acanthopagrus latus (yellowfin seabream), 4219 nucleotides long. Its product is annotated as NLR family CARD domain-containing protein 3-like. NCBI's taxonomy places the organism in Eukaryota, Metazoa, Chordata, Actinopteri, Spariformes, Sparidae. Bases 214 to 3636 code for a protein of 1140 amino acids. The record is from RefSeq and is a predicted model, not a curated record. Gene Ontology annotation, molecular function: protein binding. The transcript has 9 exons.
CUGAUGUGACUUAUAACAUGUUGGUGUUCAGGUUCUUGUUUAUUUUGAUCAGAUACAUGUUGGUACAUGUCUCCAUGACGCCAUCUAGAGGACUGACAGCAGAAGUGCAGCAUUCAUGUGAUGCUGAUAUGAAGCAGCCAAUCAGAGGAGGAGCAGCUGAUGUUCUGACAGGAGACAUGAUGGAAAAGCUGAUUUCAGUUGAUGUGCAGAUGAAUGAUUUGUGUUUCCUCUCCAGAUGAAAGUGUGUGUGAGAUGAGCAGCAUGAAUCAGUGUGAGGACAGAGAGGAGGGAGGCCCUCCCUCUAAAACCACUGGACCUGGACCAGGACCAGGACCUGGACCAGGACCUGAGCCCAGCUGUGUGUCCUUCAAGAGUGACAACUCAAUGGGUUGUAUUAUUAAUUUUAAAGGACAACCAGCUCCUGCUGUAAAGAGGAGACCAGUCUCAGCUGGACCUGGACCUGGACCUGGACCUGAGCCUGGACCUGGACCUGGACCUGGACCUGAGCCCAGCUGUGUGUCCUACAAGAGUGACCAGUCAAUUGAUAAGAUCAUUAAUUUCAAACAAGAACCUUCCUCAGACAGACAAGUCGACCAGGAGAGCUCAGAGGUUCCCAGAGGUCCGUCUGUCCAGCAGCAUCAGACACACCUGGACUCCAUAUUUAUGCUGCUGGAGGAGAACAUUGUCACUUUUGUGAAGAACGAGCUGAAGAAGUUCCAGAAGGUUCUGAGUUCAGAUUACCCAGAAUGCUCAGAGAGUCAGAGGGAGGAUGAGGAGGAUGAAGAGCAGAGGAGGAGCAGCAGAGAGGCAUUUCUGAAGAUCACACUUCACUUCCUGAGGAGAAUGAAGCAGGAGGAGCUGGCUGACUGUCUGCAGAGCAAACAUCUUGCUGCAGUUUGUCGGCGUGAACUUAAAUCUAACCUUCAGAAGAAGUUCCAGUGCGUGUUUGAGGGGAUCGCUAAAGCAGGAAACCCAACCCUUCUGAAUCAGAUCUACACAGAGCUCUACAUCACAGAGGGAGGGACUGCAGAGGUCAAUGAUGAACAUGAGGUCAGACAGAUUGAAACAGCAUCCAGGAAACCACACAGACCAGAAACAACAGUCAGACAAGAAGACAUCUUUAAAGCCUCACCUGGAAGAGACGAACCAAUCAGAACAGUGAUGACAAAGGGAGUGGCUGGCAUCGGGAAAACAGUCUUAACACAGAAGUUCACUCUGGACUGGGCUGAAGACAAAGCCAACCAGGACAUACAGUUCACAUUUCCAUUCACUUUCAGAGAGCUGAAUGUGCUGAGAGAGAAAAAGUUCAGCUUGGUGGAACUUGUUCAUCACUUCUUCACUGAAACCAAAGAAAUCUGCAGCUUUGAAGAGUUCCAGGUUGUUUUCAUCUUUGACGGUCUGGAUGAGUGUCGACUUCCUCUGGACUUCCACAACACUAAAAUCCUCUCUGAUGCCACAAAAUCAGCCUCAAUGAAUGUGCUGCUGACAAACCUCAUCAGGGGGAAACUGCUUCCCUCUGCUCGCCUCUGGAUAACCACACGACCUGCAGCAGCCAAUCAGAUCCCUCCUGGGUGUGUUGACAUGGUGACAGAGGUCAGAGGGUUCACUGACCCACAGAAGGAUGAGUACUUCAGGAAGAGAUUCAGAGACAAGAAGCAGGCCAGCAAAAUCAUCUCCCACAUCAAGACAUCACGAAGCCUCCACAUCAUGUGCCACAUCCCAGUCUUCUGCUGGAUCACUGCUACAGUUCUGGAGGAUGUGUUGAAGACCAGAGAGGGAGGAGAGCUGCCCAAGACCCUGACUGAGAUGUACAUCCACUUCCUGGUGGUUCAGGCCAAAGUGAAGAAGGUCAAGUAUGACAGAGGAGCUGAGACAGAUCCACACUGGACUCCAGAGAGCAGGAAGAUGAUUGAGUCUCUGGGAAAACUGGCUUUUGAUCAGCUGCAGAAAGGAAACCUGAUCUUCUAUGAAUCAGACCUGACAGAGUGUAGCAUCGAUAUCCGAGCAGCCUCAGUGUACUCAGGAGUGUUCACACAGAUCUUUAAAGAGGAGAGUGGACUGUACCAGGACAAGGUGUUCUGCUUCAUCCAUCUGAGUGUUCAGGAGUUUCUGGCUGCUCUUCAUGUCCAUCUGACGUUCAUCAACUCUGGAAUCAAUCUGCUGGUAGAGGAAAAAACAGCAGACCGUCAAUCUACAGAGAAACGUCUCUACCAGAGUGCUGUGAAGAAAGCCUUACAGAGUCUAAAUGGACACCUGGACUUGUUCCUCCGUUUCCUCCUGGGUCUUUCACUGAAGACCAAUCAGACUCUCCUGCGAGGUCUGCAGACACAGACAGGAAGUAUCUCACAGACAAAUCAGGAAACAGUUGAGUACAUCAAGAAGAAGUUUGAGGAGAAUCUGGCUGCAGAGAGAAGCAUCAAUCUGUUCCACUGUCUGAAUGAACUGAACGAUCGUUCUCUACUGGAGGAGAUUCAACAGUCCCUGAGUUCAGGACGUCUCUCCACAGAUAAACUGUCUCCUGCUCAGUGGUCAGCUCUGGUCUUCAUCUUACUGUCAUCAGAAAAAGAUCUGGACGUGUUUGACCUGAAGAAAUACUCUGCUUCAGAGAAGGCUCUUCUGAGGCUGCUGCCAGUGGUCAAAGCCUCCAACAAAGCUCUACUGAGUGGCUGUAACCUCUCAGAGAGAAGCUGUGAAGCUCUGUCCUCAGUUCUCAGCUCACAGUCCUCUAGUCUGAGAGAGCUGGACCUGAGUAACAACAACCUGCAGGAUUCAGGAGUGAAGCUGCUGUUAUCUGAACUGAAGAGUCCACACUGUGUCCUUGAAUCUCUCAGGCUGUCAGGCUGUCUGAUCACAGAGGAAGGCUGUACUUCUCUGGCCUCAGCUCUGGACUCCAACCCCUCCCAUCUGAGAGAGCUGGACCUGAGUAACAACAACCUGCAGGAUUCAGGAGUGAAUCGACUGUCUGCUGAACUGAAGAGUCCACACUGUGUCCUUGAAACUCUCAGGGUGGAGCCUGCUGGAGUCCGAUGGUUGACACCAGGUCUGAGGAAGUAUUCCUGUGAGCUCACAGUCGACACAAACACAGUCGACAGAAACAUCAAACUGUCUGACAACAACAGGAAGAUGACACGUGUGGAGGAGGAUCAGUCAUAUCCUGAUCAUCCAGAGAGGUUUAAGACCAGGUAUCCUCAGCUGCUGUGUAGAACUGGUCUGACUGGUCGCUGUUACUGGGAGGUCGAGUGGAGAGAAAGAGUUACUAUAUCAGUGAGUUACAGAAGAAUCAGAAGGAAAGGAGACAGUGAUGACUGUGUGUUUGGAGGGAAUAAUCAGUCCUGGAGUCUGUGGUGCUUUGAUGGUCGUUACUCUGUCUGGCACAAUAACAGACAAACAUUCCUCUCUUCCCCCUCCUCCCCCUCCUCCUCCUCCUCCUCUUCCUCCUCCUCCUCCUCCUCCUCUGGUAGAGUAGCAGUGUAUGUGGACUGUCCUGCUGGCACUCUGUCCUUCUACAGAGUCUCCUCUGACUCACUGAUCCACCUCCACACCUUCAACACCACAUUCACUCAACCUCUUUAUCCUGGAUUUGGGUUCUUCUACCCCAGAUCUGGUUCCUCCUCAGUGCGUCUGUGUGGUGUUUAGUGUGCAGAGUCUCCUCCUGUCACAGAAACAUUGUCAGUGCUGAACAGUUGAGUCUGUAUCAUUGUGUUUCUCUCAGUGUUUUGUGGCUGUUGAAGUCCGGCUGUAUUUUCAGGACGUUUGUUGGAUUUGAAUCUGGUCCGUCAAACUAAACAGCUGUGAGAAAAGUCUUUCUCUGUCUGAGCCGGUUGGCUGAAGAUGUUUGGAAGUCUGAGAGCCGGAUGAAAUACUGAAACACUUUCAGAGAUCACAAACUAAACUGUCCUGAUGAAGUUUUUAAACAAGAGCUGAAGAGAUUUGAGCUCAUGUUUGAUGCUUCUGAACGUUGAUGUUCAGAGCAAAGAGUCCAAAACUUGUACAAAUUGUUCCUUUUUGUUUAAAUGUGACUUUGUUUGUGAAACGAUCAGCUGACGAGUUUAUAAUCAGACUGAAAGAUGUCGCACAGCGUCACUGAAAUGUUUCUCCUCUGCUGAAGUAGCUGAAUAUAAAAGUCUACUUGUGUCCUCAUCAUGUUGUCUGUCAGUGUGGAAACUGUAAAUAAUUCAUAUUGUUUUCAUGCUAUAUUAAAGGAACCAGAACACAUGAA